UUCCCCCGCCUCGCCGAAACCCUCUCCUCCCUCCUCCGCCUCUAGCCGGCCACCUCGCCGGCUCCGGCCGCCGCGGGGGAAGCGUCAGUCCCGGUGCCACGCCUUGCCUAGGUACCCUCGUUCCCCCUCCAGCGCCACCUCGCCCGCGGGAGAUGGCUCAUUGACGUGGCAGGGGAGACGGGACAGGACGGGGACCCCCGGCGGGUGGAGAAUUCGAAAUCCCCGAGGGUGACGAUGAUGAGCUCGUCGGCCUCGAGGAGGGAGGUGGCGAGGAGCUCUGAGGUGGGGCGCGCCGGCGGCGGCGAGCCCCCGAGGCCCUCCGCGGCGGCGAUGGCGCGGAGCGGGGAGCUCACGAGGGGCUCGGCGGCGGCGGUGCGGCACGAGGGGUGGAUGCUGCGGUACGGGCGGCGGAAGAUCGGGAGGUCGUUCGUCCGCACGCGCUACUUCGUCCUCGACAACAAGCUGCUCGCCUACUACAAGAAGCAGCCCAAGGACAACAUGGUGCCAGUGAAGGCGCUUCAAAUAGAUGGAAAUUGCCGAGUGGAAGAUAGAGGUCUUAGAACACACCAUGGGCAAAUGGUCUAUGUUCUGUGCAUAUACAACAAGAAAGAAAAAGAGGAUCAAAUCACGAUGGGUGCACAUGAUAUUGAGGAUGCCCUGGUCUGGAAAAAGAAGCUAGAGCUCCUCAUUGAUCAGCAACAGGACACUAUGACAGCUAAAAACCGUAAAGCUUUUGCCUCUCUGGACUUUGACAUGGAGUUUGGAGGCCCACUAUCGUUCUCUGAUCGUGACAGUGGACCGGAAGAUGAAGAAGAGCCCCGUCCUACCUUGCUUCGCAGGACAACUAUUGGCAAUGGUCCUCCUGAUUCGGUACAUGACUGGACUAAAGAGCCUGAUAUUGGGCUGUCAGAUCAGAAUGACACCAACCAUGCUUACUCAAGAAAGAACUGGCGGCUACUUAAAUGCCAGAAUGGUUUGCGCAUCUUUGAAGAACUUGUGGAGGUUGAAUACCUUGCAAGAAGCUGUAGCCGAUCAAUGAGAGCUGUUGGUGUGGUGGAAGCCACAUGUGAAUCCAUUUUUGGGCUAAUAAUGAGUAUGGAUGUAACACGAUAUGAGUGGGAUUGUAGCUUCCAUUAUGGGAGUUUAGUUGAAGAGGUUGAUGGUCACACUGCAAUACUAUAUCAUCGGCUACAGCUGAACUGGUUUUCAAUGAUGGUCUGGCCCCGUGAUCUUUGUUAUGUACGAUAUUGGCGGCGCAACGACGAUGGAAGUUAUGUUGUACUGUUCCGAUCUACUGAACAUCAGAACUGUGGUCCCCAACCAGGAUUUGUGAGGGCUUUUAUUGAAAGUGGAGGUUUCAAGAUUUCUCCCCUCAAAUGCAUCAAUGGGAGACCACGCACUCAAGUUCAACACCUUAUGCAAAUUGAUCUAAGGGGAUGGGGUGUCAACUAUUUUUCAUCAUUCCAGUACCACUCUUUAUUGCAGAUGCUCAACUGUGUAGCUGGAUUGCGUGAGUACUUUUCCCAAACUGAUGAUAUUCAUCCAGUUCCGAGGAUUCCCGUGAUGAGUACUAUGGCCACUGUGUCCUCAUUGAAAAAGGAUAAGAAACUCCAAGAAGCUGACCUAAAGACAAAACAAACUGAUAACAAAAAUUUGGAUAUGAUAGAUGAAGAGUCAGAAGAGGAUGAUGACUACCAAAUCCCUGAAGCUAAUCUGGAGGAGCCUACCAGAUCUGACAGUGAUGCCAAGUACUCAGAUCCAAUAGAUUUAUCCUUUUUCUCGGGUAUUAUUCGUCAGGAUGCAAACGAGAAAAGCCGUAACUGUUGGACAGUACCUGAUAGCAAACUCUUUAAAGUUCGUAGUGAGAACUUUCCACAUGACAAAUCAAAGGUUCCUGCAACAAAGUACCUUAUGGAGCUUGUAGCAAUUGACUGGUUUAAGGACAUCAAGCGUAUGGAUCAUGUUGCUAGGCGGAAAGGAUGUGCAGCUCAGGUCGCUGCUGAGAAGGGGAUGUUCACCUUUGUUGUAAACAUACAAAUUCCUGGAUCAAGCCAUUACAGCUUGGUCCUCUAUUUUGUUACAAGAACCUUGGAAAAAGGAUCACUGUUGCAGCGUUUUGCUGAUGGUGACGAUGAUUUCCGAAAUAGCAGAUUGAAGCUCAUCCCAUCUGUUCCGAAGGGAUCUUGGAUAGUGAGACAAAGCGUUGGAAGUACUCCUUGCUUAUUGGGAAAAGCUGUUGAUUGCAGCUAUAUGCGUGGUCCAGAGUACAUAGAAGUAGAUGUAGAUAUUGGUUCCUCAGCAGUGGCCAAUGGUGUUCUGGGAUUGGUGUUUGGCGUCGUUACUACUUUAAUAGUUGAUAUGGCUUUUCUUAUACAGGCAAACACAUAUGACGAACUUCCUGAGCAACUUCUAGGUGCUGCAAGGCUAUCCAAUAUCCAACCCAGCUCAGCAGUAGUUCCUCUACUUGAUAAUAUAUCUCCAGGGGAAUGAAAUCAACCGGAGCAGAUCCUUUAAUUCUUUGCUUGGAACCUCCAUUUGUUCUGUUGCUGCGGCAGCAGUUGGCAGUUUGAGACAGCAAAUGUGUGAUCUUCAAGGCUGGAAUGAAGCACGGCCAACUCCAGAAUUCCUCCCGUCUGUCACUACAGUUUUCCAGAUUUUCUGACACCAAAUUAUUCACUGCUAGUAGGUAGAUUGCAUAUAGUAUGUGGUUAUACGGCAUCAUACAGAAAACCAAUUCAUGUACAACUCAGCGUACUCUGCUGCUUUCUUCCCUCUUUUCGUAGCCAUUUUUUUUAUCUGACAUCUCAGUUAGAUGCUUUCUUCCCCUCUUGGAUGUAAAUUAAACUAAUCAUUGCUUGGCCUUUGAGCUUAUUGUAUCUCCUACUUCUCGAAGCUUUAGGUCCCUUUGAUUUGUAGGAAAAACAUAGAAAAUUUAGAGGAUUUUAAUCGUA
Messenger RNA from Oryza brachyantha (malo sina), 2951 nucleotides. Its product is annotated as protein ENHANCED DISEASE RESISTANCE 2-like. The record is from RefSeq and is a predicted model, not a curated record. Gene Ontology annotation, molecular function: lipid binding. The coding region runs from base 235 to 2490 and encodes 751 amino acids. The transcript has 22 exons. Lineage: Eukaryota; Viridiplantae; Streptophyta; Magnoliopsida; Poales; Poaceae.